AUGAAGUUCCGAAUAGAGGACCUCGACGUGUACUUCCCGUACGAGUACAUCUACCCGGAGCAGUACGAGUACAUGGUGGAGUUGAAACGUACGCUGGACGCCAAGGGCCACUGCGUGCUGGAGAUGCCGACGGGCACGGGCAAGACCAUCACGCUGCUGUCGCUCAUCACGUCGUACCAGAUGGCGCGCAAGGGCACGGGCAAGCUCGUGUACUGCACGCGCACCGUGCACGAGAUGGAGAAGGCGCUCGCCGAGCUGCGCCUGCUGCACGCCUACCAGCAGACCGCGCUCGCGGGGGAAGCCGCCGCCGGCGCCGGCGCGGGGGAAAACGGCGCAGGGGGGAAAGGCGCGAGCGGAGUCCCGCGGAUAUUAGCCCUGGGGCUGAGCUCGCGCAAGAACCUGUGCAUCCACCCGGUGGUGGCGGGCGAGGGGUCGCGCGAGAGCGUGGACGCGGGGUGCCGCAAGCGCACGGCGUCGUGGGUGCGCGCGGCCGCGCUGGAGAACCCCGACAUCGAGGUCUGCACCUACUUUGACCAAUUUGACCGCAAAGGACAAGAAGCCGCUCUGCCGCCCGGAGUGUACACGCUCCAGGACCUGCGGGCGUUUGGGCGGGAGAAGGGGUGGUGCCCGUAUUUUCUGGCACGGCACAUGAUCAAUUUCGCUAACGUGGUGGUGUACAACUACCAGUACCUGCUGGACCCCAAGGUGUCGGGGAUAAUCUCUCGGGAGCUGGAGCGGGAGAGCAUUGUGGUGUUUGACGAGGCCCACAACAUCGACAACGUGUGCAUCGAGGCUUUAAGCGUCAACGUGCGCCAGCAGACCAUCGAUGGCGCUCACAGGAACCUCGCCCGGCUCAACACAACCAUUGAGCGGUUCAAGGCAACGGACGCGGAGAGGCUGAAGGAGGAGUACCGACGGCUGGUGGAUGGACUGGCGCAGAGAGGCAACUUGCCAGGUGAUUGCCUUACAAGCAUGCAGACACGUGGCUGGACAACCCACUGCUACCAGCAACCAUCCUACAGGAGGUGGUGCCGUGCGGAGCACUUCCUGGCCUUCUUGCGCAGCUUCCUCACCUACCUGCACCUACCCCUUCUCACCUACCUGCACCUACCCCUUCUCACCUACCUGCACCUACCCCUUUUCACCUACCUGCACCUACCCCUUCUCACCUACCUGCACCUAACCCUUCUCACCUACCUGCACCUACCCCUUCUCACCUACCUGCACCUACCCCUUCUCACCUACCUGCACCUACCCCUUCUCACCUACCUGCACCUACCCCUUUUCACCUACCUGCACCUACCCCUUCUCACCUACCUGCACCUACCCCUUCUCACCUACCUGCACCUACCCCUUCUCACCUACCUGCACCUACCCCUUCUCACCUACCUGCACCUACCCCUUCUCACCUACCUGCACCUACCCCUUCUCACCUACCUGCACCUACCCCUUCUCACCUACCUGCACCUACCCCUUCUCACCUACCCAUCUACCGCACAGUCCAUCUCACCUCCUCCUCCCUCACUCUCCCCACCUCCUGCCAACCAUCUCCCUCUCCCUUCCUCUCAUCCACCCCCUCCCCCCCUUUCCCCUCUCCCUAUCCCCCCCUUCCCGCCAAUCAGCAUCGGACAUGUGGCUGGCGAACCCACUGCUGCCAGCGGACAUCCUACAGGAGGCGGUGCCGGGCAACAUCCGCCGCGCGGAGCACUUCCUGGCCUUCCUGCGCCGCUUCCUCAGCUACCUGCAGGCGCGCCUCAACACCACGCGCGUCGAGUCCGAGGGGCCCCUCGCCUUCCUGCAUGCCCUGCAGGCGAGAAUGCCAUGGUUGAACGUUCCAUUCACCUUCCUGCAUGCCUGCCCUGCCCGCAUGCAUGCGUGCCACAGGCAGCGACGGGCAUAGAGAGCAAGAGUCUGCAGCUGUGCUACGACCGGCUGCAGUCGCUGCUGCUGACGCUGCAGGUGGCGGAGGUGGACGAGAUGGGCCACGUGCAGUGCGUGUGCGACCUCGCCACGCUUGUCGGCACGUACACGCGCGGCUUCGCCAUCAUCAUCGAGCCCUUUGAUGAACGCCAGCCACAACUAGCUGACCCCGUGCUGCAGGUGGGUGCUGCACGUGGGUGCUGCUGCAGAUGGGGCGGUGCCACUGUUUUCUCCCUAUCAUGCUCGAUUCCUCACUCUUGUUCUUUCAAUCCCUCCUCCUUCUUUUCCUUACUCUCUUCUUGCCUUUUCUCCAGCUCUUUUCUCCCCUUUCCUUCACUCACGCUUUCCACUACCCUUCGCCCCCACCCCUCUCCGCCCCCACCCCUCUCCGCGCCCACCCCUCUCCGCGCCCACCCCUAUCCGCGCCCACCCCUCUCCGUCCCCACCCCUCUCCGCGCCCACCCCUCUCCGCGCCCACCCCUCUCCGCGCCCACCCCUCUCCGCGCCCACCCCUCUCCGCCCCCACCCCACUCAUCCCCUUGCCCGGCAGCUGAGCUGUCUGGACGCCUCACUGGCCAUCCGGCCCACCUUUGA
Closterium sp. NIES-65 is the source of this 2514-nucleotide messenger RNA. The record is from the annotation of a GenBank genome assembly. NCBI's taxonomy places the organism in Eukaryota, Viridiplantae, Streptophyta, Zygnematophyceae, Desmidiales, Closteriaceae.